Molecule: messenger RNA, 1819 nt
Organism: Anneissia japonica
Lineage: Eukaryota; Metazoa; Echinodermata; Crinoidea; Comatulida; Comatulidae
Product: branched-chain-amino-acid aminotransferase-like protein 2
Exons: 2
Coding region: 156-1010 (284 amino acids)
Source: RefSeq, a predicted model, not a curated record
CAGAUGGGCAUGCCACUCUGGUUGUUAGAUUCCCGAAUGUGAUAUUUACAGGUACUUCUGUCAGUUAUUAAAAACCAUGGCGAAACUAUUUAAUACAAUUUAGUCAUCUUGCGGUCACAGUCACGACGUCAGCAGACACCCAGAAAUAACUAAGGAUGACAGAAAGACGCCAGGUUCGCAUUGCAUUGUGGAUCACACCUCGUUCCUUAUCGACAGCAUUUCUAAAAUGCAUGUCCACUUUUGAAAACGCUGAACUCUUCCAAGAGCCAUACUUCACAGCAAAUAUGUUUGGUCCUGAAAGAGGCAAGAACAUUCCACAAUUGGAACCCUUAAUCGAGUGUCUAGAUGACGUCCAGCACGUCACAUUCGAGUGGGUUAAGAACACCUUAGAAAAAGAGUAUCCCGGUAGAGAUCUAGUAUUCAUGAAGGAUGGAGCAAGAGCAAUUUAUGGCCAUUUCGACAGUAUUCCGCAAGGAUACCAACAUGUUUUUCUCAUUCGAAAGCCAAGUAAAGUGCAUGUUUCAGUCGAUAAAAUAAAGGAUAGAGCACAGGGGUUUGGUGUUGACAAGAGCAGCUUCUCAACGAAAGACCCCACGUUUUUACAGGGAUCCCCUCAUCGUAACGUGCUUGAAUUACUGGAGUACGUCCGCGACGAGAUGGGUCAGAAACCAAUAGUAAUUGACGCAGACGACCUUAUGGUAUCACCAGAUAAAAUUAUGAAGGCAUUCUGUGAAGCUGUUGGUCUUGAGUACAAAGAGAGCAUGUUAAAAUGGAAUCCUGGUCCUGAUCCUCGUUGGCAGCGAGCAAAAAGUGUUCAGUCAUUGUUCGCAGCUUCCACAUCUGCGCAUGACAACGCGUACACUAGUACUGGCUUUCAAAUACGAGAUCAGAAUACGGAAACAGAAACGCCCUUAUCGGAGUUCAGCGAUGAAGUGAGGAAGAUGGUGGAAGAUUCCAUGCCGUACUAUGAAAAGCUGGCAGCAAUGGCGAUAAAGCUAGAUGAUAAUUAACGAAUCUCAACAAGAGAAAAGUUGUUAGUUAUUGCAAUUGAGUAAAAGCUUUAAAGAAUCUAUGUACCUAUAAAAACGAAAGAAAAACCACUAUAUGAUUACGACUUAUGAUAAUGAUAAUAAUAAUAUGGAUAAUGGAUUAUGAUGAUGAUGGUGUUGAUAAUGUUAUUGAUAAUGAUGACAAGGAUAAGGACAAGGAUAAUAAGAUAGUAAUUUGUAAUAUUUAUAGGUUUUUGAUUAUUAUGAUGAUGGUGGUGAUGAAUAUAUUGAUAAUACUGAAGGAUAAUUAAAAUAAAGAUAGUAAUAUAAUUUGUAAUAUUCAUAAUAUUAAUAAUAGUUAUAUUUAUAAUAAUAUGAAUGAAAAUAAAUAUGUAUCUAGUGUAGUAAAUACAUCAACUGUAUUAUCUUAUGUGUGUUGGGGGAGUUGUGUGUGUGUGUGUGGGUGCGCGCGCGUGUGUGUGUGUGAGGUGUCAUCACAAAAAGAGUCUUGUAGCACCAAACAUUAUUUAUGUAUUUAUAUAAACAGGGGAGUGGGGGGGGAUACGAAAGAGGAUCCAGGCAGGAUGGAACAGCUGGAGAAGGUGUCUGGUAUGUUGUACAAAGAGGGUCCCACCAAGAGUGAAAGUCAAGCUGUUAAGACCAUGCUAAAACUAGCAAUGUUGUAUGGGAUGGGGGAAAUGAUAUGACGGUAACAAAAAACAGGAACGGCUGAUGGAAGUGAUUGCAGAAAUGAAAAUGCUGAGGUUCUUCCUAGGCGUGACAUUAAAAGACAGACUCAGGAAUGAGACUAUACUUGGAAAGUUGAAGGU